Messenger RNA from Symbiodinium natans, 357 nucleotides. Lineage: Eukaryota; Dinophyceae; Suessiales; Symbiodiniaceae. The record is from the annotation of a GenBank genome assembly.
AUGGCACAUGUGCACAAUGACCGGGUGCUCUUCACAAUUGGUAACAAUGGGUAUCGCCCUUGUAAAGAGGAUUGUCCAUGGAAGGCAUUGAAAGGAGCUGUCAACGACUCACACUCCAUCCGCAAUCACGCUCGGUCUGCUGGCUGGCUGGUGAUUCCAGCCCAAAACGUAUCCAACUGUGAUCUGAUGCGCCAUCUUGCUGAGCAAGCCAGCUAUGAGAUUACCAGAACCACGUCUGUCGUCUGCUUCCACUACAGUGGCCACUGUGAAGACAAAGACGGAGCAACUUAUUUGAUCCCUUGCGAUCCACAACCACAGGCGCGAACUUGGAGAUACUGCAGAAGCAAGUUGAUCUGA